Theobroma umbraticum is the source of this 2302-nucleotide messenger RNA. RefSeq names its product Transducin/WD40 repeat-like superfamily protein (gene NEDD1). Gene Ontology annotation, cellular component: kinetochore microtubule. Lineage: Eukaryota; Viridiplantae; Streptophyta; Magnoliopsida; Malvales; Malvaceae. The record is from RefSeq and is a predicted model, not a curated record. Gene Ontology annotation, biological process: positive regulation of cytokinesis; regulation of mitotic spindle organization; regulation of phragmoplast microtubule organization. Gene Ontology annotation, molecular function: protein binding; gamma-tubulin complex binding.
UUGAUUUUGUCUGGUUGUUAGUGUCAAUGGGUAGUCUCCAAAGUUUGAUGUCUUCAUAUUUAUUGGUCUGAAGAACAGAUUCAAGUGUUGGAUGGUCUCCCUAUGAAUGAGAUUUUAAUGAAUCUACCGGAUCCGUCGAUGGAGUUACUGGCAGCGAGCGGCGGUGACACCGUGAAGAUCUUUGACAUUAAGCUCGAACCGAACGAUCCUUGCGUUUUAAGUUACUCGCCUUCUCCGAGUUGCCUUGUCAACUCGGUUAAGUGGAACCACACUAAUUUAGUGGUGGCGAGUGCCGGAGAAGAUAAGAAGAUAUCGUUAUGGCGGAAAAAUGGGCAGAGUAUGGGGACAGUUCCGGUUGCUGGGACAGAUAGUGGAGAUAACAUUGAGGAGUCUAUUUUAGCUAUUAGCUUUAGCAACAAGGGAUCCAGAUACAUAUGUUCAGGGGGAAGUGCUCAAGUUGUAAGAAUAUGGGAUUUGCAGAGGAAGCGUUGCAUUAAAUGGUUGAGGGGUCAUACCAGCACAAUAACAGGUGUAAUGUACAACUGCAAAGAUGAACACUUGGCCUCCAUCAGCCUAAGUGGGGAUCUCAUUCUUCACAACCUUGCAUCUGGAGCAAGGGCUGCUGAACUGAAAGAUCCUAAUGAACAGGUACUGAGGGUACUUGAUUAUUCGCGGAUUAGUCGACACGUUUUGGUGACUGCAGGUGAUGAUGGAUCUAUCCAUUUGUGGGAUACCACUGGUCGCAGCCCAAAGGUUUCCUGGUUGAAGCAGCACUCUGCUCCCACAGCUGGCAUUAGCUUCUCACCAUCAAACGAUAAGAUAAUUGCUAGUGUUGGGUUAGAUAAGAAGCUAUACACUUAUGACUCAGGGUCUAGAAGACCCUCAGCUUUCAUUUCUCAUGAGGCGCCUUUCUCUUCAUUGGCAUUUAGAGAUGAUGGUUGGACAUUGGCAGCUGGCACCAGUAAUGGUAGAGUGGUAUUCUUCGAUAUUCGGGGAAAACUACAACCUUUUACUGUUCUUCGUGCAUAUAGUAGUUCAGAGGCUGUUUCAAGUUUAUGCUGGCAAAGAUCAAAACCAGCCAUUGUUAAUGAGAGUACUUGCACUGCUGAGACUGCUCUUUUGGGAGGUGCAGUGGAAGAUUCAGUUCUUAUGCCUGACCCCCUUCCAUCUAUGACAUCAUCAAGCCUUUCACUAUCAACUGCAAUUCCUGGUUCUCGUAUCACUGGCCGUUCAGGUCCAGCAGAAGUACCGUCUCUAACUAGUAGUAGUGGAUCAGUGUCAAGCACACUCAAUCUGUCUUCUUCUGAGGAAACACCGCAUAGAAGCCAUCUGUGGCCAGGUGGAGCACUGACAAGAUUACAUGCUCCUCGUUCUACGUACAAUUUUAAGGAUGAUAUGGAGGUGUUUUCCCCUCUUGUCGAUGUUCAACCAAUCACACCCUCGCUGGAUAAGCUGUGGGAUGAUCAUGAGGGUGCAAAGAAAGAGCAUCUACUCACUGAUAAGAAGCCUUCUUCCCUACUGUUUCCUUCCAGCAGGAGGUUUGCUUUUGCGGAUGAUGGAGCAAGUGAUCACCCAAUAUUUGAUUGGAAGUCCAGUUCAAUGUCUCGACAGGAUGGCACAAGAUCUUUUACAGCAUUGGGAUCUACGCCUACGCCAUCUUCCAAGAGUGAAGAGGCCUCCAUCACUCCUCCUGAAGCUUGGGGUGGUGAGAAGAUAUCUGAUAAAUUUACCCACCUACGUCAGCUGCCAUCUCGUUUUGGGAUGCAGGCUUCUGGCGGUCUGACAUCAGGCUCUAUUUAUUCUGGACAAGAUCAGUGUUCAACACUCAGUCAGACAAGUAUUAGCUCGUUAACAAGUUCUAACCUGAGCUAUGAAAACUUGCGCACAAAAGAUGUCUCCUCAAAUGAGGAGACUUCAUUGGGAUUUCCAGAACACUUCUCCUCCAGCUCCAUGUCUUCUUUGUCUCUAGGUUCAAAAGGCAUUAGUGGAGCAGGCAACCUUGACUCACCAAAAUUAGCAUCUGUAGGACUGCCGCGAAGGUUUUCAACAUAUGCCGAGAGAAUUAGUACUACAUCUGCCUUCAGUGAUGGAACAUCUCAUUUGGUGGCUUCUCCAAAAACAAAGAAAACAGGAGCUGAAACCAGAGAAGAGCUGUUGAAUAGCUUGUUGUCGAGGUCUGAUUCAUUGGCUGCAGUGGAAUCGGGAAUUCUGCCGGCUAUGAAUGGAGGAACAUUACAACCCCACAAGGCUCCUUAACCAGAUCCCCAGCAAGGAAGUAACCUUCCUCUUCAGCUAUUUCAAC